Molecule: messenger RNA, 1485 nt
Organism: Pyrgilauda ruficollis (rufous-necked snowfinch)
Lineage: Eukaryota; Metazoa; Chordata; Aves; Passeriformes; Passeridae
Product: translation initiation factor IF-2-like
Exons: 3
Coding region: 1-810 (269 amino acids)
Source: RefSeq, a predicted model, not a curated record
AUGGCUGCUCCCCCCGCCGCCGCCGCCGCAGCGGCAGCUUUCUCCUCGCCGCGGCUCCCCGCCGCCGCCAGCGGAGAGCGGCCGCAGGCCGUGCUCGGGAGCCGCCCGGCCGGCCGCUGGCGGUGCCGAGAGCGUCAGCCGAGUCGGGCCGCGGGGGUGUGCGAGGAAGGGGCGAGCCGAGGCGAGCCGGGCUGGGCUGCGCGUCCCCGCUGCGGGCUGACGCCUCCGCCCGCUCGCACUGAGCCAGCCCCGCCGGCUCCGGGCGCAGGAGGGGCCGCGGGGACGCCCGUGCGCCGGCGACACCUGGCGGCCGAGGCGGCCCCGGCUGAGCCGGCGGCUGCGCGGGGAGCGGGGGGGUCAGGGCGGAGCGCGGGGAAUGCCCCGAGCGGCGGCGCGGGGAGCGGGGGCUGCCGCAGCGCUUCUCUGGGCCGCCCUCCCCGCUGCGGGGGAGCCCGGCCGCGCCGAGCCGAGUGGGGCGCUGCUGCCGUUCGCCGGUCCUCCAGCGGCCGUGCGCGGCCGCCUCCUCCCGCGGGAGGAAGUGGGUCUCGUCGGCAGAGGCUCCCGGGAAGCCGAGCCGGGGCCCUGCGUGCUGCUGGCCGUCCGAGGGGUCUCCCCGAGCCGUUUCGUGUAGGGCAGGGUAGAAAAGUGGCGUUUGCUCGCUUCAUUUUUACCGGUUCCUUGGCAGCGUUUCCUCUUGGGUUUGCAGGGGGAUUUAGCUCAUCUCUGAGGCGUCCCCCUGCUCCCCCUUCCUGCGGCUGGCACAUUACGGUGCCCGCACCAUCCCCCUUGUCCUCCUUGUGGUCGCUCUGACAGCGCCAGCCGCGCUGCCUUCCUGCGCUUAGAAUCCUUCUCCCCUCAGCGAUCCAGUCUGUGUUUCCUCACUUCUCAGCCCUUUCCAGCCCUGAAUUUCUUAGGCUUUGUGAAGGAGACCUAGAAGAUAAACCUAGACAUUCUGCUCUCAGAUGAUAGUUUGGAGAUAUGAGAGAAACAGGGAGCUGCUGGAACAUAUUGCAGAAGCCUAAAGCACUUAGCAACAGAGAAAGUGUGGGCUGCAACGACAGAAGCCGGAAUGUGGAAACAAGUGACAUCGAGGCGGCUGUUUGGGAAAGAAGAGCUUUUACUUUGUUUAUAAUUUCAGUAGUUCUAAAGAACUUGGCAGUGUGGGAGGUCACUGCAGUCUCUGACUCUGCACAUAUCCUUUUCUGUGUGCCUGUUUUUCAAAUGCCUAUGAUAAUUAUUACCAAGAGUGCUGGAUGUUCUAAUUUCCUUUUGUAUUUCCUGUUUCUCAAAAACUAGAGAAGUAAAAUUAAGGUAUUUGUUUUGCAUCAGUUUAUUCUGUUAAGACAUACUCAUGUGGCAGGCACUGUGAAUAGUUUUUUAAAUUAUAGUGAUAAUGUCUUCUGGAGUGAUGCAAUCAUUUACCGUGAUGCUUUUUAGUGCUUUGCACUAGAAUAUCCUGAUAGGGUGCACUAAUGAUAGUGUGGA